This is a messenger RNA of Fragaria vesca subsp. vesca, 1133 nucleotides long. RefSeq lists its product as uncharacterized. Bases 76 to 837 code for a protein of 253 amino acids. The transcript has 7 exons. Gene Ontology annotation, molecular function: RNA binding. The record is from RefSeq and is a predicted model, not a curated record. Lineage: Eukaryota; Viridiplantae; Streptophyta; Magnoliopsida; Rosales; Rosaceae.
GGCUUUAAUCUCCGCCUCAAAUACGAAACCCUAGCCGCUCAGCUCCGCCGCUUCUCUCCCUCAGACUCUCCAGCCAUGUCGCACUUCGGACGAUCCGGACCGCCGGACAUCAGAGACACCUACUCCCUCCUCGUCCUCAACAUCACUUUCCGUACCACCGCCGACGACCUCUUCCCGCUGUUUGACAAGUACGGCAAGGUCGUCGACGUGUUUAUCCCCCGCGACCGGAGGACCGGCGACUCGCGCGGCUUCGCUUUUGUGCGGUACAAGUAUCAGGAUGAGGCGGCUAAGGCCGUGGAUAAGCUCGACGGGAGAGUUGUGGAUGGAAGAGAGAUUAUGGUUCAGUUUGCUAAGUAUGGUCCAAAUGCUGAGAGGAUCUCCAGUCACAAGGGGAAAAUUAGUGAAUCUUCCUCCAAGUUGAAGAGCAGGUCCAGAAGCCGGAGCCCUCGUCCAAGGUAUCGAGAUGAAUACAAAGAUAGGGAUUACAGGAGAAGAAGUCGCAGUCGUAGUAGGGACAGAUACGACCGUGACAGGCACCAUAGGAGUGAAAGAGAGCAUCGCUACAGAAGCAGGAGCCGCAGUGCAAGUCCUGAUAAUCGUAGAAGGAGCAAAUAUGAUGACGAGCGGCGUAGUCGAAGCCGGUCCUAUGGAAGUGUCUCACCUGCUCGGCCUAGCUCUAAAUCUCGAAGGAGCCCCUCUCCUCGUAGGACACCUCCAAGGAGUGAGAGUCCGGAUGCACGCAACCGCAACGAACGCUCUCCUAGCCCCAGAGAUGUUUCACCACAGCCUCGGCGUGAAGAUUCUCCAAGUCCUCGUAAAUCUGAUGUCGAUGAAUGAUGGGGAUCGCUUGUCAUGUGACCUGGGGUUAUACCUUUGUCUUGUGGCCUUGUGUUUGCAUCCUUGGAAGUUGAGUUUCAUGUACCAUCAACAUGUUGAAUGUUUAAGACUGCCCUGCAGUUUUGUUGAAGGUUAAAACAUUUCUUUGUUGGACUAGUGAGUUUCUUAACUCAUUUAAGUUUGAUGGUAGCUUUUGUAUUCUGCUUUAUGGGCUGGUACAGUAUCAAGUGCUUGCUGUAGUGUCUAUGAAUUGGGAGUCUUCCUAUUAAUAUUUAAAAUUGCAACUUUUUAGCUUG